Prorocentrum cordatum is the source of this 1578-nucleotide messenger RNA. The record is from the annotation of a GenBank genome assembly. Lineage: Eukaryota; Dinophyceae; Prorocentrales; Prorocentraceae.
AUGGCAACGGUUGUGCGCGGCUGGGUGACCGCCGAGCUCGCGCCACUGGUGCGCGCGGCUGCGGCAGGCGCGGCGGAAGGGGGCGGCUCCCGCCACCUCGUGGCCGCGGCGGUCGCGGCCGCCAUCCGCACCGGUGGAGAUGUGCUCGAUCCCCAAGCUGCUGACCCGGAGGUGGCGGCCAGAGAGCGAGUCGCCAGGGCUCACUUGGUCGAGAAAGUGACGGCAGGACGCGCUGGCGAGCAGCCGCGCCACUCAGGAAGCAGCAGGGCCUUCAGGAACUGGGCCAUGCACAAGGACUUCGGGCAGGGCGUCGAGUCGGUCCCGUCCUCGGCCCAGGAGGCCAAGGGCCGCGCCCGCGGGCCCAGGCGGAAGAAACGCCAAGAUCUCGACGACGACCUGCAGCACCAGAACCAGUUCGUGAAAGAGGGCGACCUCAAGUACCUCGACCUCGCGAGCACUGACACGCCCAGCAUCGCAGACGAGCAAAUCCUCGGCGAGACCAAGUUCGAGGAGAAGUCCAGCGUACGCGAGCUUCUGGCCGAGAAGAUCCUAGAGGUGGACGCGCUCCAGCGGCAGUACCAGCAGCACAUCGGCCAGAAGGAGUCCGUGAUCUCCAACCUCCUGGCUAAGAUCGCGGAGCUGGAGCGCACCGUGCAGGACAUCAAGCAGCAGGCCAUCGGCUCCAAGGUGCCGAAGAACGAGCCCCAGGCCGGUCCCAACGCGAAGGAGAGCGACGCGGCCAGCGCCGCCAAGACGAGGGGCCAGGAGGAGGACGUCGGCGUGCACCCGACGGGCGGCAUGAACGCGGAGGGCGCGCUGCGGCAGUCGGUCAACACGUCCAUCGUCAGCACGGUCACCAACACGGGCCUCGGAAAGACCAUCGCCUCGGAGGAGCUCGAUCAGGCCACUGACGUGGUGAAGAAGCUGCACGGCCUCUCCAGCGUGGUCCACGAGGGGCUGAGCGACACUACCUCCGAGAGCAAGCAGACUACUGCCUUCGAGGGCGCGCCCUGCGCCGCCAUCCCGACGGGCCUCCAGGAGGACGGGGGCAUGUACCUGACGGGCGGCAUGAACACGGAGGGCGCGCUGCUGCCGUCGGUCGUCACGUCCAGCGCCACCACGGUCAUCAGCACGGGCCUCGGGAAGACGUUCGCCUCGGAGGAGUUCGUUCAGGCCACCGACGUGGUGAAGGCGCCAGGCGACAAGGACCCCGAGGGCGAUCGGCAGGACAACUUCGAGGACCUCCACGUGGAGGCGGGCACCGACGGUACGAGCAUGGAGGGCGUGCUGUCGCAGUCGAUCGCCACGCCCACCAAAGCGGGCCUCGGGAACGUGAAGGACCCCAAGCACGAUGGGAAGUUGAGCUCCAAAGCCAUCCUCAACUACGACGUCAAACACGAGAAUGAGAAGUACCACAUCGGCAACUUCGAGAGCAGCUUCGUGAGCCUCUCGGACGUAGCCGUCGACAAAGACAUCCCGCCUUGGGAGCGGGAAGAGCCUGAAGACGACCUGCGCACACUGGAGAGCAAGCGGCGCUUCCGUGAGCGGGCGCAGCGCGAGAGGCUCUCGGCGCGGUAG